Molecule: messenger RNA, 1239 nt
Organism: Drosophila hydei
Lineage: Eukaryota; Metazoa; Arthropoda; Insecta; Diptera; Drosophilidae
Gene: Cp7Fc
Product: lateral signaling target protein 2 homolog
Exons: 2
Coding region: 62-1186 (374 amino acids)
Source: RefSeq, a predicted model, not a curated record
UUGAAACGCUGAGUUCAGUUGGAGAGCCCGAGCACAUCACACAUCAAGCUAACGUAACAGAAUGGGCGCCCCUGCCAACUCUGUUUGGCUGCCGCCGCUGCUAAUGCUAAUGGUAAUGGCAUUAGCACAGCUGGCAAUAGGGCAGAACAAUGACACGACCAGUACCAGCAGCAGCAGCAGCAGCAGUCCAAGCAGCGUCAGCAGCAGCAGCAGCACUACACUCCGUCCCAGCAGCAAUGCUGAUCUGGUAAUUGGAGGUGAUCUGAAUAAAGCCGCUCGCGUAGAGCAGAUGGACAAAGAUCUGGAAACUGAUUUGGACACCAACACGGUGACGCCGAAAAGUGCAGAUGAUGGCCACUACGAUCUGAUUGACGUCAUGGCCGCCACUAGUGCUGGCGUCGGCAAGCCCAAGAGUGGCCAGACCACGCGCAUCUAUACCACCGGCGACGUGAAUGAUGAUUUCUGGCUAAAGCACUUGGGCGAUGACUUCAAGCAUGCCAUUCACCUGCAGGUGGGCGGCACAAACGAAGACUACAAUCGCAUCAUCAAUCAGACGAGCAAUGGCAUACAUGAGGAAGUGCAUCAUGAGUAUUUGCCGGGCGCCGAACGACCGCCAGAGGUGCAACGGCAGGAACAGCAACGGCAGCAGCAACAGUUGGGCAGAUCUGCUGGUUAUGGCCACCCUAAUUUGGUCACCCAGCUGAGUCUCGACGGCGAGGCAAUGUCGCUCAAAAAUAACUAUCUCAGACAGCAGGCAGAGCAGCAGCAGCAAUACGCACGAGGCUAUGCACUGCCCAGCAUGCACUACAGCACACACACCGGCCAUGCGCACACAUAUGCACGCACACAGCCACACACACACUCACACUCGCACUCACACACACACACACACAGCACACAGCACACACAACACACACACGCGCAGUCUGGCAAGGCACAAAGUGGUUUGCGCCAUCGCUACAAAUCGAACUCGGGAAACGCAGCUGCAUCCGAGUCUCCGGCGCCCAGCUACAUCAACUCCAGCGAGGACACCUUGGACGCCGCCCAAUCCCAGGCCGCGCCCAGCUCUAGUGUCGUGCGAUCGGAGGAUUUGGAUAGCCAGCUGCCCUUUAAGUCGGCCUUCAAUGACUUCGGCAGUCGACCCACUCGCGAUCUAACCUAUUUGCUUUAUAAGCGCGGACUCUGAGUGUCGUCUGACUAAAUAAGUUUAGCAUUUAAUAACUUAAUAAACGCCACAAA